UCAGGAAGAAAUAACAGGGCACGCUUUCUGAUCUGUUCUCUGGACCUGCCGAUCCGGAAAUUCAAAGGGUCGCGCCAUGAUGAGAAGGGUGCAUUCGACUGCUUCACCAGAGGAUCGGCCCUUCCCUGCUGCUAAUGAUGGCGAGAUCGCAGAGAAAGCUAACACGCUCACAGUGUGGAAGAAGUCUUUGCUCUUCAAUUGCAGAGGUUUUACGGUGUUCGACGGCAAGGGGAAACUGGUUUUCCGAGUCGAUAAGUACGACACAGAUCACAGGGACGAGAUUGUUCUCAUGGAUGCGGCAGGAACACCGCUUCUUGCUAUGAGGAAAAAGAAACUGAGCCUAGGGGACCAGUGGCAGGUUUUCGACGGCGAGCCGCGGAGGAGCGGAGUGUCGCCAAAGCCGAUUUACUGUGUGAAGAAGAAGGCUUCUCUUCUGCACCCAAGGACCCUGGCUCAUGUAUACAGUGGAUCAUGCAAGACCUUCCUUUAUGUUGUCCACGAUGCAUACAUCAGGAGAUCAUGCCAAGUUGUGGAUGCAUCAGGGAAAGUGGUGGCGGAGGUGAGAGCAAAAGAAUCCGGGGCGAGCGGCGUAAGUUACAGGGAUGUCUUCCAACUGAUGGUGCAACCAGAUCUUGAUCCGUCGUUGCCCAUGGCUCUGGUCCUGUUGCUGGACCAGAUGUUCCCCUCUAAAUGGUCGCCUGUUCUUUGAUUGGAUCCGAGUCCAAGCAAUGUGCUUUGAUCUUCGUCCGUGGCAAGCUUGCUUUUUUUGUGUGUUUGCCAUAGAUACUUUGUGGCUGAAGCUUUUCGUCGCCUGUAAUAAAUGGCUUGAUGGUUACCAGUUUGAAAUGAUAAGAUUGAUUGAAGUAUGGGCAAAGUUGGAUCAGAUCCAGAACAAAGGUUCACCAAUUUUUGGCCGUUUUCGUUCA
This is a messenger RNA of Nymphaea colorata (pocket water lily), 926 nucleotides long. Its product is annotated as protein LURP-one-related 8-like. NCBI's taxonomy places the organism in Eukaryota, Viridiplantae, Streptophyta, Magnoliopsida, Nymphaeales, Nymphaeaceae. Bases 77 to 709 code for a protein of 210 amino acids. The record is from RefSeq and is a predicted model, not a curated record. The transcript has 2 exons.